AUGCAUCGUUACACCAAUGCGGAGCUUAUCGACAUACAUUUCAUGUAUGGGGCUGCACAAGGAGAUGAAUUAACUACUCAAAGGAUGUACAGGGAGCGAUUCCCGGAGAGGAAUCAGCCAGAUAGUAGAACAUUCGAGCGUCUUCAUCGAGAGUUAAGCACGGGUGGAUCGUCUUAUGCGUCCAGGCGUUAUACUGGCAUUGGAAGAUAUCUCAGAAUUCCUGCAGUGGAAGAAAGAAUACUAAACAGAGUAUGGGAUAAUCCUUCGUCAAGCUCGAGAGCUGUAGGAAGUGCGCUGGGUGUGAGCCAUGCAACUGUUUUGAGGACUUUACAUGAAGACGGAAUACAUCCUAAUCAUUUACAGAGAGUGCAAGCAAUGACUCAUGAUUAUCUUCCACGUCUCAACUUUGCUCGUUGA
Messenger RNA from Stegodyphus dumicola, 417 nucleotides. RefSeq lists its product as uncharacterized. The record is from RefSeq and is a predicted model, not a curated record. Lineage: Eukaryota; Metazoa; Arthropoda; Arachnida; Araneae; Eresidae.